Molecule: messenger RNA, 2174 nt
Organism: Spea bombifrons (plains spadefoot toad)
Lineage: Eukaryota; Metazoa; Chordata; Amphibia; Anura; Pelobatidae
Gene: WNT4
Product: Wnt family member 4
Exons: 5
Coding region: 417-1472 (351 amino acids)
Biological process (GO): canonical Wnt signaling pathway; neuron differentiation; multicellular organism development
Cellular component (GO): extracellular region
Molecular function (GO): cytokine activity; frizzled binding
Source: RefSeq, a predicted model, not a curated record
CGCUGUCACCAUCUAGAGGUCGCUGUGAUGCCCUCUGCCACCUGCAGGUCGCCCUCCUAGAGAUCUGUGACUUCUUCUCCCCUGCAGGUCCUUUGGGGACCACUGCCACCCAGCUGCCUGGCACCUCAUCCCUUUAACUCCGACCUCAUCUGCUCCCUUUUGCCUCGAAAUCUGGAUUAUAUAUAUAUCACCCAAAGGAGCAAGAGAGGCACCCCCUGCCACAGAGACACCUCUUUGCCCCCCAGGGGUGGUCAGAUCAUCCUCACUGCAAGAACAAUUUAUAGUUGGGAUGUUUGAUUUUAACAGGACAGUGAGGAAGAAGAUAACCUAACCACUGAGGAUCUACAAAAGCAACCUAUUUCAUUUCUCUCUACUUUCUGCUUUUUGGGAUUCCUCCCCAACACACCUUCCUCAGGAUGACCCCAGAAUACUUCUUGAGGUCUCUGUUGAUGAUGAUAUUAGCGGUGUUCUCUGCUAAUGCCAGCAACUGGCUGUACUUGGCAAAGCUGUCUUCUGUUGGAAGCAUUUCAGAGGAGGAGACGUGCGAGAAGCUAAAAGGGUUAAUCCAGCGCCAGGUGCAAAUGUGCAAAAGGAACCUGGAGGUGAUGGACUCGGUGCGCCGCGGGGCCCAGCUGGCGAUAGAAGAAUGCCAGUAUCAGUUUAGGAACCGCCGCUGGAACUGCUCCACCCUGGACACGCUUCCGGUGUUUGGAAAAGUGGUGACACAAGGGACCCGCGAGGCGGCUUUUGUCUACGCCAUAUCAUCGGCCGGAGUCGCGUUCGCCGUGACCAGAGCUUGCAGCAGCGGAGACUUGGAAAAAUGCGGCUGUGACCGGACGGUGCAUGGGGUCAGUCCACAGGGGUUCCAGUGGUCCGGCUGCUCGGAUAAUAUCGCCUACGGGGUCGCGUUUUCUCAGUCGUUCGUCGAUGUCCGAGAAAGAAGCAAAGGCGCGUCCUCCAGCCGGGCCCUGAUGAAUCUCCAUAAUAACGAGGCGGGGAGGAAGGCCAUCUUGAACAACAUGCGAGUCGAAUGCAAAUGCCAUGGCGUGUCCGGAUCGUGCGAGGUGAAGACGUGCUGGAAAGCUAUGCCCCCGUUCCGUAAAGUUGGUAACGUUCUAAAAGAAAAGUUUGACGGGGCCACGGAAGUGGAGCAGAAAAAGAUCGGCUCCACCAAAGUUUUGGUUCGCAAGAAUUCUCAGUUCAAGCCGCACACAGACGAAGACCUGGUCUACCUAGACUCGAGUCCCGAUUUCUGCGACAAUGACUUAAAGAAUGGCGUCCUCGGAACCACAGGCCGACAGUGUAACAAGACUUCCAAGGCCAUCGACGGCUGUGAUCUCUUGUGCUGCGGACGGGGGUUUCAUACAGAAGAGGUGGAAAUCGUUGAGAGGUGCAGUUGCAAAUUCCACUGGUGCUGUUAUGUGAAAUGUAAACAGUGCCACAAAGUAGUAGAGAUGCACACGUGUCGGUGAUCAACAUUUAAAGAAUAAAAGUUUUCAUCGCAAUGGACAACACAGAUCACUCCUGACCACCAAUGUCAUUCCUCCCACCAUGACAGGUGACACUACAGAGACUUCAAAUAAAAUGAUAAAGAGGGGGCAAUAGAUUUUUUUUUUUUUAAAGGAUAUUUAAUGUCCCGCAAUGUCAUUGUUGUAUAUUUGUGUUCUUAUUUAUUGCUGGCAAAUAAUGAUGCCGUGGGUCAGUACUUACCAUCGACACAUGGUGGAUCUUCUUCUUUUUUUGUUGCUGCUUCUACGUGGAUGGAGACUGAGAACCGACCUACAAAAACUGCUGAAGGAACUAAGUUUUGGAGAACAAAACACAAGAGAGAGAGAGAGAGAAACUCAUAUAGGAUGACCACUAUCCACCCUCUUAUUCCAGUGACACCUAACUUUCACGAAAUGACCAAAAUGACUAAUAGAAAACCUGCAUUAUAUUUUUAAAUGAAAACAAAAAACGGUAGCAUAGUUAUUUUGUAUCUAUAUCAUUGUAUAUACAAAUAUAUAUUCAUGUUUUGUACUACAAAUAUUUCCGAAUGAGAUUUUAACAACUAAAGUGCCUACCGGUCUUGGGAUUUUAUAAUUAUUCCUUGAUGGGGGCAAAGAACCAAUGGACAAAUGUGCACAUUUGUCGUGUCCUUCAGUGAUAUAAACCAGCCAAUAACGUUUGGUGUA